CUCUCCCACUCUCCAUCUCUGCAACCUCUUAUUUAAAAUUCCUUCAAACUCGACAAACCCAGUAACAACCCAACCUCAAAAUUCCUGAAUCUGUGAUUUUAAAGGAAAUCUCUUCAAUUUCCAUUCAAGUCUUUGUAAAGUAUAGUUAUACUGUAUACAGAGAGUGGAUUCGAUCAAUUUUGAAUAAUGGAUGAUGAACAAGUUCAAGAUCAACAGAAUCAAUCACCUGGUGGUUCAGAUGUUGAUGAGGAAAUAACCGCUGAAGGUGCUGCCUUUGUACAUGGGGAUUCACUCCAGGAUUCUACGGGUCCCCCUGAUUCUGAUUCAAAAGUUGAAAUUCUUCACGAACAUGUUAAGAAACAACUUAUCAAGGAAGGACAUAGGCAGAAGCCAACAAAAUAUUCGACAUGCUUUUUGCACUACAGGGCAUGGACCAAAAGCACCCAGCACAAGUUUGAGGACACAUGGAAUGAACAGAGACCAGUAGAACUUAUAAUAGGAAAAGAGAAAACUGAGAUGACAGGACUGGCAAUUGGUGUGUCGAGCAUGACAGCUGGUGAACGUUGUCUGCUGCAUGUUGGUUGGCAAUUAGCUUAUGGCAAAGAAGGAAGCUUUUCUUUUCCAAAUGUUCCUCCUCAGGCAGAUGUCUCAUACGAAGUUGAGCUUAUUGGUUUUGAUGAAACCAAAGAAGGGAAAGCACGUGGUGACAUGACUGUGGAGGAAAGGAUUGGAACAGCUGAUCGAAGAAAAAUGGAGGGAAAUAAUCUUUUCAAGGAUGACAAACUAGAUGAAGCUAUGCAACAAUAUGAAAUGGCUAUAGCAUACAUGGGAGACGACUUCAUGUUCCAACUAUUCGGGAAGUAUCGUGACAUGGCCUUGGCUGUUAAGAAUCCAUGUCAUCUAAAUAUGGCUGCUUGCUUAAUAAAGCUCAAGCGAUUUGAAGAAGCCAUUGGUCAGUGCAGCAUUGUGUUGGCAGAAGAAGAAACCAACGUAAAAGCGCUAUUCAGGCGAGGAAAAGCUAAAUCAGAACUAGGCCAGACUGAUGCUGCACGAGAAGAUUUUCUUAAAGCCAGUAAAUAUGCACCUGAAGAUAAGGCAAUUGCGAAGGAGCUAAGGUUACUUGUGGAGCAUGACAAGGCAGUUUAUCAGAAACAAAAAGAGAUGUAUAAGGGAAUUUACGGAAAAAGACCUGAACCCAAGAAAGAAAUCAAUCAGAAGAAGAAUCUGGUCACAGUAAUCUGGUUAUGGAUAUUAUCCCUGUUCCGUCGCUUUUUCAAGCCCGAAAAGCAAAGAGUUGACUAAUUUCCCAUCUGCACAUUACCAGAAGCACCGAUAUGCGCAGAUAACAACUCAUUGAAAUGCUUGUACCAGUUAAGUCCUGUUUAUGUUCAUGAUAUUAAUUGCUAGUCAACUCAUAAUUCUUACAUCAAGCGUUCAUUUGAGAUUUUUUGGUAUGAGACUUGGAAUUUAAUGGGUUCUGUUUCAUCUGUACUAUUCUCCUGUAAGUUCAUAAGAAAGGCAGUGGAAUAAGAGGUCUGAAAUUGGAAUAAGUUUUCAGUUUCAUUGUUGCCAGGAA
Papaver somniferum (opium poppy) is the source of this 1576-nucleotide messenger RNA. Its product is annotated as peptidyl-prolyl cis-trans isomerase FKBP42-like. Lineage: Eukaryota; Viridiplantae; Streptophyta; Magnoliopsida; Ranunculales; Papaveraceae. Gene Ontology annotation, molecular function: protein binding; peptidyl-prolyl cis-trans isomerase activity. The record is from RefSeq and is a predicted model, not a curated record. The coding region runs from base 187 to 1302 and encodes 371 amino acids. The transcript is spliced from 8 exons.